UCUUCCUCCGGCUCGCCGUUGCCAGGCCAACGCCGCGGGGAUGCCGCCGGCCCCUGCGCCGGGGCGGCCUCCGCAGCGCGGCGGGCACCGCGUCCCAGCCCGCUCCAUGGGGCUCCCGGGGCCCCGGGCAUCCACCCACGGCCGCCGACCGCCCCGGAGCCCCAGCGGAGAGCAGGCCCCCAGCAGCCCCCCGGGAGCAUGGCCCAGCCGGAUAGCGAGCAGGGGCUGCAGGCAAAGCCCCCGGAGCUGGACUGCACCAUCUGCUACAGCCGCUACGAUGCCCGCGCCCGCAGACCCAAACUGCUCCACUGUGGCCAUCGUCUUUGCACCAGGUGCCUGCACAAGAUGGUGGCACUGGGGGACACGUCGCCCCACCAGCUCCGCUGUCCCUUCUGCCGCCAGCACAGCCCGGUGCCCGGUGGGGACGUGCAGCGGCUGCAGGACGAUGGUGAGGCGCUGGCGCUGCUGACGGGCGGUGAGAAGCCCAAGAAGCAAGGUCCCUCCCGGUCCCCUGAGGUCCUGCUCUGCCCCAGUGUGCUGGAGCCCGCACCUGGCCCUGAUUGCGUGGUCGUCACCAUCCUGGAGGUGCCAGAGGACGUGGCCCUGCCAGAGAGCUUGAACGGGCUGGAGGUGGUGCGGCUGUACCGCCCUGACAGCCUGACCGUGCUGCCCUGCCAUGGCUCCGCGCAGAAGUGCCGCUCCUGGGGGUGGCAAGCAGUCCCCCACUUCAUCCUGGGCGUCCUCUGCCUCCUCUACUUCAGCUCCCUGCCCUUUGGCAUCUACCUCCUCCUCAUCGAGCACCACAGCCUGGGCAUUGUCCUGGUCAGCCUCGUGCCCGCCACCCUCCUCCUCUGCAUCGUCUACAGCCUCUGCCAGUGCCUGUGCCGGGAGGUCUUUGGGUUCCCCCACUCCUGACCCUGCACAGCCGAGCCCUGCACCUGCACCGGGGAAGCUUCGGGCACCUUGCAGCGUUGUCCCUUGGUCCAGGUGUUCCCCGUGGGUCACCCACAGCAUGGAGAUCCGCCUGGACCACGGGGAGAUGCUGGGUGCCUGUUGCCUUCCCAGGCAGAACAGCUCCGGCUUUGCCAAGAGGGACCCCACGC
Dryobates pubescens (Downy woodpecker) is the source of this 1103-nucleotide messenger RNA. RefSeq names its product E3 ubiquitin-protein ligase RNF182-like. Bases 199 to 915 code for a protein of 238 amino acids. The transcript has 2 exons. The record is from RefSeq and is a predicted model, not a curated record. NCBI's taxonomy places the organism in Eukaryota, Metazoa, Chordata, Aves, Piciformes, Picidae.